AUGAGGCCUAGCGCUGGCCCGGGAUGCGCGCUGAGGGAGGGCGAGCAGCAAGUGAGCGGCAGUGACGUCGAUGCAGCGCUCCAGAAAUCUGCUGGGUUUGCUGGCCAGGAUUUCGUCAAGGUUCGAGCACUUGCUGCUGCUCUCAGUUCCUGUUGGGAGGUCCGGCGACAGAGUGGAAAGGGCCAAUGGGCGCGUCUGGGAGGAUCAGGGUUGGGCGUGAGCAUAUUCUUGCUUUGUCCUGGGACAGCUUUCCAAGUGUCAGUGCACUGCAUCAGGAAGACGGUUGGCUUCGCCCGUAACCAGCAAGCCUUCGAUGUGUGGGGGGGGAAACCGUUCGACAACGAUGAGUGGACGGGCACUGGAAGGCUGUCCCAGCACACCACCCAUCUUUAUUAA
Messenger RNA from Uncinocarpus reesii 1704, 396 nucleotides. RefSeq lists its product as uncharacterized. The transcript has a single exon. Lineage: Eukaryota; Fungi; Ascomycota; Eurotiomycetes; Onygenales; Onygenaceae. The record is from RefSeq and is a predicted model, not a curated record. The coding region runs from base 1 to 396 and encodes 131 amino acids.